This is a messenger RNA of Nezara viridula (southern green stink bug), 909 nucleotides long. NCBI's taxonomy places the organism in Eukaryota, Metazoa, Arthropoda, Insecta, Hemiptera, Pentatomidae. The record is from the annotation of a GenBank genome assembly.
AUGGUUGGUGGAUGGAAGUGUGUUGACAAUGAAGGAUCUUUGACAGUCUGGGACGGAGCGACGCAGCACACCAUCUGCAACGUCUUGUCGCAUUACCACAAAGAAUCUAAGCAGAACUUGAUGUACGUCCAAUUCCGCUCUGGAUGGUUUGGUAUUGGCCAAGCAAGGUGCAGAGCAAAGAGCAUCAAAAUAGACAGCUUGGACUUGACCAACUUUCUAGUCGAAGAUUCGAAGGAACAAGGCAAAGAUAAGCAGAGAUUCUGUGGAGGAGCUAUAAUAACACCUUAUCAUGUACUAACGGCAGCACAUUGCAUUUAUCGACUCAACGAAGCGCUUGGUGUGGUCGUUGGAGAACAUGAUUUCACAAGGGAUGAUGAGACUAAUGCCACCCAGACCAUACGCGUAAGACAUAUUAUUCAACAUGAGAACUAUGUUCAUAGGAACAUGGUCAAUGACGUAGCGAUAUUGGUAUUAGCUAAAAAAAUUGAUUUUAAUAAACUAGUUGGCCCUGUAUGUAUGCCGUCGAUGAAAUAUGAUCUCCUUAACAAACAUCUGAAAGUCUUAGGAUGGGGUUUGACCGUUGACGGAGGUAACUUUUCCGACACUUUACAGCAAGUAGAUUUGACAGUAAUUGAAUUGAAAACGUGCGCAUCAAAAUAUGAAAAUUACAUUGAUCUAGAGAAUCCUAAACAGAUUUGCACUUUUGGAGAAAAUAAAGACUCAUGUCAGAACUUCUCCAUGGCUCUAGAAGAAGGGGAGACACCAAAACUAAGAUGGUCAGAUGGUGUGACAAGAGAUUCAAGGGAUGUUCUGGGAGUCAGGAGUUGGAUGAUGGUCGCACAGAACAGAGAUGACUUGAGGAAGCUGGUGGUGGAGAUCAAGACUCGUCACCGAAUUGUAGCACUGUGA